AAAUUAAAUUCGAAGAACUCAAGUUGAAUGGAGCUAGUAAAAAAAAUAAAUAACAAAAAACAAGAUGAUAGAGAGAAUUUUAUGGAAGUACAUUUAAUAAAGUAGUAGACAGUUGGCCAUAAAAAAAUCUUUGAAUACAGGAAUAAUUGUCUUCCAACACCACUAAUGGUAAAAUUUGAUCAAAUAAAAUUUACAUGGCCACUAGUUGUAAGAGUCAGAACACAGCGAAAGAACCUCCUCUCCGCUUCAAGACAUUCAAGACAUCACGAACGAACGGUCAAGAAAAGUUUAGGAGAACUCUCAAACUAAUAUCAUGUCGUCAUCCUAAAUACAAGAGAUAACAGAAGUUAGUUCAAGCAAUAAUUUCAAACUUCAAAAGAGCGAUUACGAGGGAAAUGAGGGAAAUCAAAUUAAUAUGACAAUCACACAGAUCAUGAUCCAUUUGUGUAAAUCACAAAUCUCAGCUUGUUGAAGCAGCAAAUAAUCAUCUGCUACACACCAAGGGUAAAGGCAAGCAAAAGCACGCCCACGGGGAUAUCAACUUCAAACCCACCAGUGGUGGAGUCAGUAAUUAGAACAGCACAAUCAACCUGUGAGGUACCAGUUGAAGGUUUAUAAUACACUUAAUCAAAUUAAGUAUUAUAAAUAAAUUAUAAAUUCACAUGUUACAAAUAUGUUCAUGUAAAAAUUAGGAAAAUUCACAAAGAUUUCAUAUGUAAAAUCCUUCAAAGUUAACAUGCUAUGCCUCAAUUCUAUCUAUUAGAGAAGUGAUAGCUUCUCUUCCCACUAUUUUUCACUGUUUUCCUUGCUGAAAAGUGAGAUACCCUAUUGACAAUUCGAUAGGUCUUAUACAAAGGGAGUUUAUAUUUAGACUAAAGUUCUAAUAGUAUGUUGCAUGGAACUCUUUUGGGAUCUUAAUCUCUUGGCAAAUUGAAUUCAAAUCAAUUUAAGAUUGUGAUCAAAACCAAUCAGUAGAUAACAAUUUCAUCCAAGAAAUUCCGGACAAAAAAUUGUGAUAUCCUUAAACCACAACAUUUGCAUAAUAGUCCUCCAUCAACUAAUAUUUCAUACAAAGUCUAAUUAAAUUAUAUUUCUUAUAGCACUGUCAUCCAAAACUUGUAUGUGUGUCUUUUAAAUAUGUUUAGACAAUUAAAACAAUUUAAAGAAUACAUUUUGAUAAAACUUUAAUUUUCUAAAAUUGAGUUCAAAAACAUUUUUCUAAAUUGACUAGUCAGAUUUUUGUCUAAUAUAAAAGAGACACAAACUUAAAUAUUCUCUCUUACAAUAAGAGUGAUGGUUCCUUAUUAGAUGAUUAUAAAUCUCCAUGUACUUA
Molecule: messenger RNA, 1333 nt
Organism: Rubroshorea leprosula
Lineage: Eukaryota; Viridiplantae; Streptophyta; Magnoliopsida; Malvales; Dipterocarpaceae
Source: the annotation of a GenBank genome assembly